This is a messenger RNA of Sphaerodactylus townsendi, 5673 nucleotides long. It is a transcript of the gene SLC4A3, whose product is annotated as solute carrier family 4 member 3. Gene Ontology annotation, biological process: regulation of intracellular pH; monoatomic anion transport; transmembrane transport. The record is from RefSeq and is a predicted model, not a curated record. The coding region runs from base 329 to 4090 and encodes 1253 amino acids. Gene Ontology annotation, molecular function: monoatomic anion transmembrane transporter activity; solute:inorganic anion antiporter activity. The transcript has 23 exons. Gene Ontology annotation, cellular component: plasma membrane. Lineage: Eukaryota; Metazoa; Chordata; Lepidosauria; Squamata; Sphaerodactylidae.
GAUGGCUGCCUGCAGGAGGAGCAGGAAGCUGCUGCACUGAAGAGAAGAAGGAGAGGAGGGGGUGGUGUCUGACACAGUCGCCUUACCUGAGACGCUAGCAGAGAAAUGGACACAUGUUGAGCGAUCGCCAGCUGCAGGAAGGAGGGCAAGAGGCAAGUGGCAGCAGUGUGCAUCCCGCGGACCCCUGGCUGGAGGCAAGCAGCUAGCUGUCCCUCUCAGUAGCUGCGAGGUUAUGCCACGCCUCAGACUUACUGGGUGCCUGCUAAUGAAAGAGAAGGGUUGACAUUUACCCAAAUAUUGCAUGACGGACAAUAGGCCGUAAAACAAGAUGGCAGCUGGAAAUACUGCACCCUCAGGAAGCAUCUUCAAUACAGCGCAGAAGGGUGGUGAGGAUGCUGAGACAGCCUUUUCUGGUACAGAAGAUGAGGAAGAUUUGGACAAGACCUUGUCUGUUGAAAGGUUUGGAGACUUGAUCAGCAAAUCUGUGCUAAGAGACCAGGAGAAGCAUGGCCGCAGCUACAGCGAGAGGGAUUUUGAAUUCCAUCGCCAAACAUCCCACCACAUUCAUCACCCACUCUCUACCCAUCUGCCUCCCACUCACAAGUCCAAGAAGAAGCUUCCCCACGCUGAGAGGAAGAAGAAGAAAAAGAGAAAGCCAAAAAAGACCUCUGUACCUCCCUCCAAUGUCACUCCCACCAUCCAAGAGGUGGAAGAAGAGGAAGAAGAGGAGGAGGAAGCAGAAUCUGGAGAGGAAGUUGUAGAGAAGGAAGCUUCUGCAGAGUCUGAUCUUGAAGUCUAUCCCAAAUGGGAGUCUCACAGCAUACCUAAAACAGUGCUGUCUGAAAGAAACAUUGAGUUCACUAUUGGGACCAAUGAGGAGGAGGAGGAGGAAGAAGAGGAGGCCUGUGGCAGCCCAUGCACUUUGUCAUUUCAUGUGGCAGAGGAAUGCAGUCACCUCUCCGCACUUCCAUGUCUUUCUGAUCUGCUGCCAGAGAAAGGACUGGCAUCUCCCAUGGGCUUCUCAGGGUGCAGGGAUAAUACACCUCGAGGAUGGGAGAAGCACAAACCGUGGAGUCAGGCACCAAGUGGGCAGCGGGCAAACUACGACCUGAAGGAGAGAGUGUGUAUUGGCAGCCUGACCGCCCUGGAAAGUGCCACAUACCAGCGAAUCCCCACAGAUGAGGCUGAGGCUCAAAUGCUGGCUUCUGCUGACCUGGAUGACAUGAAAAGCCACCGUUUUGAAGACAACCCAGGAGUGCGGAGACAUCUGGUUAAGAAAACAUCCCGGAACCAGGCUACCAGAGCCAGUAAAAAGUCUUUGUCUUCACAAUCAGUCAAGAGAAAGAAGAAAAAGAAAAAGCUUGACCGGAAGCCUCAUGAGGUAUUUGUGGAGCUGAAUGAACUAGUGGUGGAUAAGAAUCAGGACAUGCACUGGAAGGAGACCGCUCGCUGGAUCAAAUUUGAGGAAGACGUGGAGGAAGACACAGCACGCUGGGGGAAGCCUCAUGUGGCCUCACUCUCUUUUCGCAGUCUUUUGGAACUUAGAAAAACUAUUGCCCAUGGAACUGUUCUGCUUGACUUGGAGCAAACAACAUUACCAGGCAUUGCUCACCUGGUAGUAGAGACAAUGAUAAUCUCAGACCAGAUCAAGGCUGAAGACAGAGCCAAUGUACUGCGGGCCCUAUUGCUUAAACACAGCCACCCAAAUGAUGAGAAGGAGGGAUUCUUUCCUCGGAACCAGUCGGCCUCGAGCAUGAACUCUGUGAUAGGAAACCACCACCACAACCACAACCACACAGUUGACACUUGCAUGCCAUUGAUGGGCGAAGACUGCAUUGAGAUGACGGAGCCCAUAACUCAUGACCCUGAUUAUAGAGAGAAAAACAUGCACAUUCACAAUUCUGAGGGACACCGUGGCAAAUAUCUCAAGCUGAUGGAGAAAAUUCCCACUGAUGCUGAGGCUACUGUGGUGCUUGUUGGUUGUGUUCAGUUCCUUGAACAGGCAGCAAUGGCUUUUGUCCGUUUAAAUGAGGCCAUUUUUAUGGAGUCAGUUCUGGAGGUUCCAAUUCCUGUCCGUUUCAUCUUUAUCUUGUUGGGGCCAAGCCAGUCCAACGUGGAUUAUCAUGAGAUCGGGCGAUCCAUCUCCACGCUUAUGUCAGACAAGCGUUUCCAUGAAGCUGCUUACAUGGCAGAUGAUCGCCAGGACCUACUCAAUGCCAUCAAUGAGUUCCUUGACUGUAGUAUCGUCAUUCCACCCUCAGAGAUGGAGGGGAAGGGUUUGCUCAAGUCAAUUGCCACCUUCCAGAAGGAGUUACUGCGGAAGAGGAAAGAGCGAAACCUGAAGAAGGCUACCAAAGAAGGUCAAGUGCAGGAAGCCAAAGAGUUGUGUGAGGUUAAAGCUGAGGAGGAAGAGGAGGGUGAGGAGGAGGAGGAUGAUCCUCUGAAACGCACUGGAAUUUUCUUUGGUGGUUUGGUGCGGGACAUAAAGCGCAGGUACCCCAAGUAUCUGAGUGACAUCAGAGAUGCCCUGCACAGCCAGUGCCUUGCAGCCGUGCUGUUCAUCUACUUCGCUGCUCUCUCUCCUGCCAUCACCUUUGGGGGACUGCUAGGUGAGAAGACAGAGGGUCUCAUGGGCGUCUCAGAGUUGAUCAUCUCUACUUCGGUACUGGGCAUGCUCUUUUCUCUGCUGAGUGCUCAGCCUCUCCUUGUCAUUGGCUUCUCAGGGCCCCUGCUGGUCUUUGAGGAGGCUUUUUACAAGUUCUGCCAUAGCCAGGGCAUCGAAUAUCUAACAGGCCGGGUAUGGAUUGGCCUUUGGCUCAUUGUCUUCAUUGUCAUCAUUGUGGCUGCUGAGGGGAGUUUCCUUGUGCGCUACAUCUCCCCCUUCACCCAGGAGAUCUUUGCCUUUCUCAUCUCCCUUAUCUUCAUCUAUGAAACAUUCUACAAGCUCCACAAGAUAUUUACAGAGCACCCCCUACUUAAGUCCUAUCCACCAAAUCAGAGUAGUCUGAAUGCCAGCAUAUUAUCUGCUGAUUCCACAUCCCUCAACACCCAGAUGCAACCAAAUACUGCCCUCUUGUCCCUCAUCCUCAUGUUGGGAACCUUCUUCAUUGCCUUCUUCAUGCGCAAGUUUAAGAACAGUCGUUUCCUGGGAGGAAAGGCGCGGCGAAUCAUUGGUGAUUUUGGGAUUCCUAUCUCCAUCCUUGUUAUGGUUCUGGUAGACUACACCAUCACUGAUACGUAUACACAGAAACUGAAUGUUCCUUCAGUGCUGUCCGUUACAGCCCCAGACAAGCGUGGCUGGUUCAUCCAUCCCUUAGGCAGCAAGCAGACAUUCCCUGUCUGGAUGAUGUUGGCCUCUGCUGUCCCAGCUCUGCUGGUCUUUAUUCUCAUUUUCAUGGAGACACAGAUUACUACUCUGAUUGUCAGCAAAAAGGAACGGAAGCUGCUGAAGGGGUCAGGCUUCCACCUGGAUUUGCUGCUCAUUGGUACAAUGGGAGGGCUCUGUGCCCUUUUUGGGCUUCCGUGGCUUACAGCUGCCACUGUCCGUUCCAUCACCCAUGUCAAUGCGCUCACCGUCAUGAGCAAGGCAAUUGCACCCGGUGAGAAGCCGAAGAUUGAAGAAGUGAAGGAGCAGCGUGUGACAGGAGUGCUCAUUGCUGGCCUUGUAGGCCUGUCCAUAGUCAUGGGGAAUGUGUUGCGUCAGAUCCCACUGGCUGUGCUGUUUGGUAUUUUCCUGUACAUGGGCGUGACAUCGUUGACUGGCAUCCAGCUCUAUGAGCGGCUCCUUCUCAUCUUCAUGCCAUCCAAGCACCACCCUGAUCAUGUCUAUGUGGUCAAGGUGAAGACGUGGAGGAUGAACCUCUUCACGUGCAUCCAGUUAUCCUGCAUAGUGCUGCUGUGGGUGGUGAAAUCUACUAUAGCAUCACUGGCUUUCCCAUUUGUCCUGAUCAUGACAGUCCCUCUGCGCAGAUUCCUGCUACCACGCUUCUUCCACGAACGAGAACUCAAAGCGCUGGAUUCAGAGGAUGCAGAACCAAAUUUUGAUGAAGAUGGUCGAGAUGAAUACAAUGAGCUCCACAUGCCCGUGUAAACAAGCUGGCGUGGGUCCACUAGCCUUGGUCCUCCCCUGCCCUCCUUGUUCAUGCUGUCCCUGAGCAAUGGCAGCCACCUAGAAGUUGCUUUGGACUGGUCAGAGUCUUGAUUGAUCUGCAGCUGCAUCACAGCCCUUCAGGAAAUUCUAUACCUCGAGAGGAACUUUGGCCAAGGAGAGCAAGAGGUGACGCUACCUUCUUCUGGAUAGAAUAUGGGGCCAGCUCCCAGAUUUCUCCUACUGAGACCUUUACGGGUGUUAUCUCUAUAGGCUAGAAUAUGUACCUUAGCCAGCUCUCACUAGCCUCCCUUGUCAGGAGGUGGACAGCCUCCACUGCUCUGCUGAGGGCAAAAACAGCAGCAGGCCAGCUUAGAAAAGGGCAACUAGAAGCAGUACCGAGACUGAUGAAUUCAAGCAGAGCUAGAAGGUGGCUGGGGUAAGAGGGAUUAUCAUACCUUUGCAGAUAUGUUAAGGCUUUGCCAAUCAGUCCCUGAACUAUCCAGUGGUUCAUCUAUUUCACAUUAACCCUAAAUUGAGAUUUCCAGUCUAGGGGACUGAUUUGUUUACAGAAUGGUAGUGGCAAUUGCUGGAAGGAAGCAGCAGUAACAGGCAGGACCAGAGCAUCCUGUACUCUGACCCACUCCGUAAUCAUGGUGCAGGGAUUCAUGCAUUCAUUUGUGCACAAAGGUCUCUGUUCAUGCUCAGCACUGCACCUAUUCUCACUAUCUCUCAGGGCAGCUGCAAAGAUUGCCUAAAGGUACAGAGUGAUUUGGGAAACGUACCUCCAACUCUGGAGAAACUCUGCAACAUAGGCUAGAAACCAAGAACAAGUUCAUAUAAUAAUCUAGUGAAAAUUGUUUGGCCCUUAUUGCUUUCUCAGUUGUCCCCCAGCCUUGCUCAAGGGUGUUAAGGGAUGCAACAAAGCAGCUAAUGCUGGGGCCUCACUGGGAGAGCCAUUGGAGAAUGGAUGCAACCAGGGUUCACAACCAUCUUCAGGCCCAGAGAGAAAAAGAAUCUCCCAAUCAGUGCUCACAAGGCAUACAUAAAUGUGUAUUGGUCUUUGUCUGAUCUACAGAACAGGACUCCUCUACCUGUUGUACCAAGGUCUCUGCUUCAGUCUCCAGCUCCCUGUUUAGUAUCUCUAGCUUCAUGUUGCUCUAGCCACCUUCUUCUUUCAGCUACUGUUCCAAUUUUUAUUUCUGGCUCUUGCAGUUACUACCUUCUUGCUUCCUGAUAGUGGCCCAUGUUGGGGCAAGAGCUACUACUAUAGUCUACCCUCAAGAGAUCCAUGGCUAGCCUUAACAACUGGCAUGGAGGGGGGUGCAAAGUAUAAGUGUUCUAGAUCUGUGGCUAUGAGCUCUGUGCAGCAGCAGCGAGUUCUUCAUUUGCCCUUGAGUCUUCUAGCAGUGGUUGCCAGAUUCUGGAUUUUCAUCUGGUUCAAAAACUCCACUGCUUCUAGAGUACUCAAGCCCCCUGUAUCCUCCACCGUUCCCACCAACUGCUGCCUUUUUGUACUCCUAACCCCUGCCACUUUCCUCUGUUCUUUCAACUUCUGUAUAAACAAAAUCUAAAUACUGUUGUAA